Messenger RNA from Porites lobata, 955 nucleotides. The record is from the annotation of a GenBank genome assembly. Lineage: Eukaryota; Metazoa; Cnidaria; Anthozoa; Scleractinia; Poritidae.
AUGGGCACUUCGAACGCUAUGAUACCUUUAAUCAUCAAUAAAGUGCCGCAGUUUACUGUCAGGCCACCCAAAAAGAUAGAGCGUUAUCUUGGACAGUCGGUCAAGUUAAACUGCUCUGCAGAUGGACACCCAGUACCGAUUAUCACGUGGUCACGUUGCAAAGGACACAUUACAGAAGGGCGGACACAACUGAUGGAGAGUGGACAACUAAAGAUAAACAGCUUGACGGCUGAAGACAGUGACCCCUACACCUGUAGAGCUCAGAGCGAGUUAGUUCACGUGGAGACUGAAGUAAAAGUUAUAGUCAAAACUGGUGAGAAAUCAUUUACCGUUAGAGGCCCUUAUAAAAGUGUACUCAUGUCCCCCCGAUAAUGACAUAAAUGGACGUCACCUCAUCAAUAUCAUUACAGAUGUUAAACAGUCGUUUCUUUUUUAAACGCGAUUCCACAAUAUCAUAAGGAUUGCUUUCCGUUAAACACUGAUAAGAAAUUGUUCAGUUUACCAGAGUAAAACCUCGAAUUUUUCUUUCUCAUACAUGUGAUGUCUACUCGAAAAAAGGUGUGCAUUUCUUAGAAUGUGUUGUUACCAUUCAGAACACAUUCUAAAGAAAACACACUUGCUUUAUGAUUUUCCAAAAACAGCCUCGCUUUCAAUGACGCUAUUGGGUUUGAAUGCCAAACUGGAAGUAAUCAUCAGGUUCUCACAGAUGGGUUUAAGGUGUUUAUUCCACAUUUAAUUAAUUUUACAUCGUUUUAGGCUAGGUGUGAUCCCAAAAACAGACAGAUUCGUUUUGGAAAAAGAACGGGUCAGUGAAAAGGAAAUAUUUUCUUCCUUUUUUUCUUUCUGUCUCAAUGAAUUUUUCUUUUGCAGCACGGGACUGUACCUAGUUAUUUUCAGUCGGCUUCAAAGAAAGUGGCGUUUACACGGUAAACCCAACAAACAAAUCCAGUUUUGA